CAUUUUCUGCAUAUCAGUUGGGUUUCUUUCAGAUUACUAGUGGGUGAAAAAUUCGCGGGCUAGGAGAGGCGGCGGCAGCGACGGGGACGAUCUGAUUCCCCUAUCUGAAUCUCGAACUUCUUCCUCACAAAACCACAGCGCUUGUGGCUAGUAAUCCGAUUCCCACGUGAAACUCGGUUAGAGACAUGGCGUUGAAGUUCUUGAACAAGAAAGGAUGGCACACCGGUAGUCUCCGGAACAUAGAGAACGUCUGGAAGGCGGAGCAGAAGCACGAGGCCGAGCAGAAGAAGUUGGAAGAGCUCCGUAAGCAGAUCCAUGAGGAGAAGGAGCGCCAAGAGUUUCGUCUUCUUCAAGAACAGGCCGGCCUCGUUCCGAAGCAGGAGAGAUUGGAUUUUCUUUAUGAAUCGGGUUUGGCAGUCGGGAAAGCCAGCGAGUCCGAUGGAUUUAAGAGUCUCGAAACCCUACCGAGUACAUCUACUCCCGCGGCUUCCUCUGAUCCAUCUAGUUCCAAGGAAGCCGCUGUCCCAGGAGCUCUUUUUGUGGAUAAACUUCCUUCUGCUAAUGACGCAUGGAGGAAGCUUCAUUCUGAUCCUUUGCUUAUCAUUCGACAACGUGAGCAACAAGCUCUUGCACGCGUAAGAAACAAUCCUAUUCAGAUGGCUAUGAUUCGCAAGACUGUUGAAGGGGAAAAACACAAGGAAAAGAAUCCUGAUCACAAAAGAGAUCGAAAGAAGCACCGACGUAGUAAAUUUAAACAUUUUUCUCCAGAACGAGAUCAUGAUUCUGAAGAUGCCAGCCCUGAGAGGCAGAGAAGGAAACAUGGUCAUGACAAGAGUUCAAAACAUGAUGAUAAUUCUUAUUCCGAAGAUAGGAGGAUAACUGAUUAUAAGAAUGAGAGAGAUGAUAAAGAUGAUCGUGACAAGAGUUCAAGACAUGAUGAUCAUUCUUAUUCUGAAGAUAGAAGAACUGAUUAUAAGAAUGAGAGGGAUCAUAAAGACGAUCGUGACAAGAGUUCAAGACAUGAUGAUCAUUUUUAUUCCAAAGAUAGGAGGAGAACUGAUUAUAAGAACGAGAGAGAUCAUAAAGAUGAUCGUGACAAGAGUUCAAGACAUGAUGAUCACUCUUAUUCAGAAGAUAGAAGGAGAAGAGAUGAUUAUAAGAAUGAGAGGAACUAUGACAGAGGCUCGAAAUAUGCAGCACAAACGACGUACGAUCAGUCAGAUCUAAAGUCAUCCAAAACCAAUUCUCAUGAUUCUGCAGAGAGACAUCAUGACAGAUCAAAGAGAGAGAGAGAUUCUUAUGCUAACAACGAAAAGGUGAGCAGAAGAGUGGGGGAAUCGAGAUCUUAUGAACCCAAUGCUUCUGAAACUCCUCAUGAGUCGCGCCAUAAGCACCGUAGGCCUGCUACAAAGCUUUCAGAAGAAGAGCGUGCAGCUAGGUUGCGUGAGAUGCAGCAGGAUGCCGAGUUACAUGAAGAGCAAAGAUGGAGGCGUUUGAAGCAGGCAGCUGAGGAUGAUGCACUGGAAGCCAAACAAAAUGCAGCAGUGCCCUCGAGCAAAAAUUUCUUGGACGCUGCUCAGAAAAGCAUGUAUGGUGCCGAGAAGGGAGGAAGCUCAACAAUCGAGGAGAGUAUUCGUCGUAGGACGUAUUAUUCACAGGGUAAAUCUGAUAUUGAAGCCAAUGCAUUUCGACGAAGGAUGGAAUGAUAGUGUAGUCCACAGUCAAUGAAGCCGAAGGAGCUGGAGGCUUUCGAUGCAUCGGUCGAAAGAUCGAGCUGGAGUAAUAAUAUUGCUUUGGUCACUUGAAGGAUUAAGACGUGUGGAAAUACUCAAGGAAAGCAAGAGUGAAUGUAAUUUAACAAGACCAAGACGUAAAAGUAUAGCUAAUCUUGUGUGUGGGGCACUAGCAUUAGAAGAACAAUGCAUGUCCGUCUCCCAACUUCGUUAGAAUGCAUUGUUUGUGUGUUUGUUUAGCGCAUGAAAAUUAAG
Cucurbita maxima (winter squash) is the source of this 1988-nucleotide messenger RNA. Its product is annotated as pre-mRNA-splicing factor cwc25-like. The transcript is spliced from 5 exons. Lineage: Eukaryota; Viridiplantae; Streptophyta; Magnoliopsida; Cucurbitales; Cucurbitaceae. The record is from RefSeq and is a predicted model, not a curated record. Bases 186 to 1706 code for a protein of 506 amino acids. Gene Ontology annotation, cellular component: U2-type spliceosomal complex. Gene Ontology annotation, biological process: mRNA splicing, via spliceosome.